AUGAAUUUGCUUCUAUUCUUAUGUAUAGUGCUCGUAGCUAACGGGAUUGCUGCCAAUGUGAACAGAAAGGAUAAAGAGAUCCACCAGAUCCUGCAUAAAGUACCAAAAAUAAACGAAUACUUUACGGAAUGCAUUGUACAAACGAGAAUAGGUGACGAUGAUGCGGAAAAUGUAACUUUAUUACCAGAGGAAGAAGAUCGAAUUGCGAAUAAACUGACUCAUUGCCUUUACCGUAAGGCAGGUAUUUUAGGGAAUGAUGGAACAUUAAAUGUUGAUGCUGCAAAAUCUAUAUUAAAUCUUAUUGGAGUAGAACAAGAUGCAGUGGAUAAAAUUGUUAACAAAUGUACAAGUACCGCUGGUAUUGAAGGACCAGAUAUGGCAUACGCUAUCUUCAGAUGUUUCGAAGACGGUGUUCUUAAUUGA
Molecule: messenger RNA, 423 nt
Organism: Spodoptera litura
Lineage: Eukaryota; Metazoa; Arthropoda; Insecta; Lepidoptera; Noctuidae
Molecular function (GO): odorant binding
Source: RefSeq, a predicted model, not a curated record